Molecule: messenger RNA, 483 nt
Organism: Telopea speciosissima
Lineage: Eukaryota; Viridiplantae; Streptophyta; Magnoliopsida; Proteales; Proteaceae
Product: EG45-like domain containing protein
Exons: 3
Coding region: 12-443 (143 amino acids)
Source: RefSeq, a predicted model, not a curated record
AGCUUCACAGGAUGUUUAAGCCACAGCAAUCCCGUGGAAUUCAAUUGCUCCUACUCUUCUUCUCCCUAGUAGAGCUCCUCCAUUUCUCUCAUGGCGACGUGGGCACUGCAUCCCAAUACGAUCCCCCAUACAUACCAACGACUUGUUACGGUGAUGACACGAGCCAGUUCCCGGAGAACAAUCUGUUUGGGGCAGCAGGAGAAGGGAUUUGGGACAACGGAGCAUCAUGUGGGAGACAGUACUUGGUGAGUUGCUUGAGUGCGGUGAAGAAGGGAACCUGCGUGGAAGGUGAGACCAUUCAGAUUAAAAUCGUAGACCGUGCGAUUGAUGCGGUCAGCCAGCCUUCCAGUUCUGGCACCACCAUCGUCCUCUCUGCCACCGCUUUUGCCACAAUUGCGAAUUCUAAUGCUUCCAAGAUUAACAUUGAAUUCCAACAGGUUUGAUAAUGGAUUGAUGAUUCAAUUUGAGGAUUAAAGAUAUAAA